Messenger RNA from Coregonus clupeaformis (lake whitefish), 1169 nucleotides. RefSeq names its product centromere protein O (gene cenpo). NCBI's taxonomy places the organism in Eukaryota, Metazoa, Chordata, Actinopteri, Salmoniformes, Salmonidae. The record is from RefSeq and is a predicted model, not a curated record. Gene Ontology annotation, cellular component: Mis6-Sim4 complex; kinetochore. The transcript has 6 exons. The coding region runs from base 240 to 1115 and encodes 291 amino acids.
AGACAGUUUGUUUUGAUUUUCUUCCGGGUUGGAAAUCUAGCCGCCAAAUUGAAGUGACCCAAUGGGCAUGUGUUAUUAAGAGUUAAAUAUAUCUAAUGUACUUAAUAACUUAAUGCACGCGUCAUUAGUGUUUUAUUUUGGCAUUCACUUACGCGUAUCCAACAUUGUUCAGUCUUUGCUGACAACUUUCAAAACGACCCUAGUUAGCUAAAGUUAGCUAGCUCACACGGGAGGGCGCAAUGGAAGAGGCGAGAAAAGAUGUUUUGGGGCACUUGAACAUGUUGGAAAUGGAGGCGAACAACUUGGCAUUGAAGCAGCAGAGUAGUCGCGAGGAUGAGCUGAAUGCAACACUGCAAGCACUCCUCAAUAAAAGAGACCAGUUAAAAGUUGAAAUAAAGGCAAAUACGUCUCUCCAGAAGAUGAGAUCUCUACUGGACCAAACAGGUGUUCCACGUGAGAGGGACGAGGAUGUUGAUGACCUGGAAGAUGGCUCAGAGAACUCAGAACUUCUACUGUUGAUGGCCACACACACACAACUGAAGGACCUGCUUCAUGCUCACCAUCUUAUAGGUGGGUAUGAUGUCCUCCAGACUCGUAAAGGUAAAGGAGUGUGUGUCUCGUUGGCCACUGCAUACGAAGGCGUCUACCUUGAGACAUAUAACCUGGAGAUGGACCUGGGGUCUAACCUGAGGAUCUGUCGGCAUAACAUCCCUCCGUUCAUCCCCCUGGAGAUGCUGGUGGCGCAGGGCAACAUGCAGACAGACAUCAGGGCUUUCCUGGACACCCUCAGCCAGUAUCUCAAUGCCUACGCUGGCCGCAAGCAGCAGCUACUCCUCACCAAGGAGAUCCAUAGCUCUGUUCAGGUGGCGGAGAGUAAUGCUCUCUGUACCAUACUGGUGCUGAUGUUCACUAUAGCAGGAGAGAAGGCCGGGGCUGCACUGUGUACACUGCAGUAUGCUGACCACACACAAUGCCUGCCCACCCGGGUCAACAUAGAGUCUGAAGACGCUGCUCUGGCCGGUUCUCCACAAUGGAAGAAGAACCACGCCCUACUCCUGGAGACUCCAUUACACACAGCCUUGGUGACCAUGAAGAAGACUGGCAGUAUCGCUUAGUCUGAACACAGUAUGCUGUAAAUACACUCAAGACUGAACAGUUGUUUAUGUCAA